AUGGACAGUGAUGAACCGGAGCCGGGUCAGAAUAGAGGCAGUGGCAAAGAAGAAAAGGCAAAGAAAGUUGGGAUAAAUUUACCCAAUAAUAAUAACCACGGUAAUCUCAUCACUGCGUCCAAUGGUGAUGAUCUCAAGAACACCUUUCACCAAAUCAGAACUUCCAAAACCUCAGUACUCAAACCCUUUAUGCAUAUCUACAACCCCAAACAUAUACAUAGCUAA
Ilex paraguariensis (yerba mate) is the source of this 225-nucleotide messenger RNA. NCBI's taxonomy places the organism in Eukaryota, Viridiplantae, Streptophyta, Magnoliopsida, Aquifoliales, Aquifoliaceae. The record is from the annotation of a GenBank genome assembly.